AUGGAUGAACUUCUUACUGCUGUCAAGACGGUUGAGAAUCGCGAGGAGCUGUCCGUUUCAAAACCACCUCGGACCAGUGUUCCCACAAAAGAAGAGAAGUGCUCGAGUCAUCCAAGUACAAUAAAUUCUCUAGAAGAUGUCCUACACACCCUUAGGUCAUCUCCAGACAAACGCCGUGUUGUUCAAGUCUUAAGCUUUCUUGAUCCCGCUCAAGGGCUCGGGGGUGGUUUCAAUAUAACUGCUCCAACCGCCCAAGCAGCUCAAAUUUUGCACAUUUUGAUCACAACUACCAUUCCUGACCAUUGGGGUUGUCUAGGAGAUGAAGAUUCCCCAGCGCUAGAAGGUGACCACAAACCAAAACCAAAGGCAGCAUUGCUAAGAUGUUUGAGCAGUUUGGCGGGUAUUGGAGCUCUGGUAGCUCAUCUUCGCUCGUUACUUUCCAAACACGACUCCUUGCCAAGUGAAAAACACUCGGGUAACAAGAUAGUUAUUCGAGAUUUAAUAACCGUUUUGUCGUCAGUUUUAAAACCUCCCGACUUGCUGUUCAAGUUGUAUGUGAAUACUUCGAGCAGUGUUGAGCGGCCAGCCCAGAGGCAAAUCAUGUGGAAAGAGCUUAUUUCACUCCUUGCUGCGGGAAAGGUGUUAUCAGUCGCCGCCGAAAGUCUUCUUACUAUUAAAGAUAUCAAGCUGCCUCGUUCGAUUCACUGGAUUGGGGAUGGAAACAUGUAUGCAUCGUGGCUUGGCCGGUGUAUUUCCCGAAUGGCUUCUAAGGUCCAAUCAACAGAUUUGGAUUGUUGGAAUUAUUUGGCCCAGUUCGUGGGUAGAUCGUUGAGUCUUGGAUAUCCCGCCCAGGUUGUCAGCGAAAUAUAUAACACCCUAUUACUUCAAGAGGAUACCUCAUCGAACCGGUUUGGUAUUCUCUUAGAUAGCCUUCGACGUCACGAUCAACUGUUGUUAUUCAAAUCUCUACUUCAUGAUUUGGAAAUAAGAUUUCUUGCUCCUUCUCCUAGUGUGGUGCAGAGUCCACUGGAUGAUUUCAACAAAUCCAAGGCUGUCAGCGGAGUCUCAGCUGUUGUAGCGACAAUAGUUCGUGACCGCGGCUUUCUGAAAUCUCAGUUGAGCGAAUGGCUCGUAACAGGAUCUGAAAUAAAUAUAAAGGGCAUUGAUUUUCGCCGAGCACUUUUGGCAUCGUUUGGGAACCAGCAAGAACCGAUACUGGAGAUACUGAGAAGGGCUCUAGAUAUAUUUGGCGAUCAACUAUAUAUAAAGCACACACCAACACGUGGACAGGAAGCGAAUACCCAGAUCAUCCUUUUGACCGCCGGAUACGCCCAUCGACUAUGUCCACAUCAACUCCGCUCUAUCACGCAGUCGGGAACCUACCUAACAGCGAUAUCCAAUCGACUGGCGGCCUCUUCACCUCGGGCUCGCUACCUUGGAAUGAUAGUCGGCAUUUCAUUAUCAAAGCUAGUUGAUCCCGCAGAUAAGGCAAUGAAAUUCGACCUUGAGCAAAUGGAGAGCGAAGAAGCACUGUGGUAUAUGAACUUGACAAAUGUAAAAGAUGAAGUCGGUUCUAUCAGCGACUUGAAGCAUAAAACCUCUCCAUAUGCUCCAAAGAAAUCAAAACAUCAAGGGCGGAAGGCUCCACAAGUUGAUCAGCCAAAAUCAAGUCAGGCGACAUCGAAAGUUCUUUCUAUUGAAGAAGUGUCUGAGGAGUCAGAUGGUGACUUCUUAUCUUACGAAAAGCCAGAUACGGACGCUUCGGAUUCCGAAGAGGAUCCAACACUGAUCAACCGGUCAAAACCCAACUCUCCAGUAUAUAUACGGGACUUAUUAGCUUGCUUGCAGGAUACAGGUAAUCCAGAACGAUAUAACUUGGGAAUAUCAACUGCACCAACGUUAAUACGUCGCAAAGCGUCAUUUGGCACCGAAGUUGCAGAGAACUCUGAGGCGCUGGCAUUUACUCUUGCGGGUCUACAAGAUAAAUAUAAUUUGCCAAAGUUUCAGGAGUACAAGUUACAGAGCCAAAUUGCAUUACUCGUUGCCUACCCACUUACUAUGGGUCGGUGGUUCGUGCAUACGCUUUUCAACGCCGACUUAUCUCAAAGUCAGCAAUCAACGAUACUUGUCGCGCUUGGUUUGAGUUCCCGCGAACUGGCGGGGUUUGGGAAAGAAGACUCAGAUGCUAUGAGCCUCCCUCCCGCUGCGGACUCUUCGUUCCCGUCAAAGCGUCUACCUUCCAGUCUAGCAAAUACCUACGGUGGCAUGAACAGCCCUAUCGACGCUAUAUCAAAAAAGCUUUCGCAAGCAACCUUAAAGCCUUUAGCGCUCCAUGCUGCGGAGUCGUUGACCGGACCCAAUGCUCUCAAGGUCCGAACAUUCUCAUCCCGUAUGGAAGUGGAGAAAAGGAAACAACAGAGAGAGCAGCAGAGACGGCAGAAAGCGAUUCCUAAAGACCUUCACAGAAUUCUUUCCGAUGGCUUCUUUUUUCCCCUUACUAAUGCUUUUGGAGUCGCUACAUACUUGACCUCGUCCAAUAACGUUCACAACCCAUUCUUGAUCCCGCAACUUCUCCAGCUCUUUGUCCAAACGGUUACCCUCAUUCUCUCGACUCUGGGCCCAAACUCUCCCAAUCUAGCCGCGCUUACGCACGAAGCUCUUGCGCUACUUAUAACUCUACACAACCUACCAGUCGCCACCGAGCCUACAGUGCUCCGCGCAAUUCUCUCUCUGUUCCUCGCGGUCGUGGAUUUAAAUAUAUCAUCUGGCAGUGUCGGUGAGGAGAGACUUGUUACUGAAUUUGUAACGCAGGUGAUGGAAAUGCGUGAAUGGGCUGAUAGCAUAUUUGAGCGCUCGUCGAAAGAAGAGGAGGAAGUGAGGAUGCUCUGUGCUGGUAUAAUGGUCAAACUUGGAGAGGUUAUGGAGCGAUACCAAGGCCGAUUAUUGGGAACGAAUCUUGGGUUUGGAUAUUAA
This is a messenger RNA of Histoplasma capsulatum G186AR, 2973 nucleotides long. RefSeq lists its product as uncharacterized. Gene Ontology annotation, cellular component: cytosol. Gene Ontology annotation, biological process: protein stabilization; telomere maintenance via telomerase. Gene Ontology annotation, molecular function: Hsp90 protein binding; telomeric repeat DNA binding. NCBI's taxonomy places the organism in Eukaryota, Fungi, Ascomycota, Eurotiomycetes, Onygenales, Ajellomycetaceae. The coding region runs from base 1 to 2973 and encodes 990 amino acids. The transcript is spliced from 6 exons. The record is from RefSeq and is a predicted model, not a curated record.